Molecule: messenger RNA, 411 nt
Organism: Rotaria sp. Silwood1
Lineage: Eukaryota; Metazoa; Rotifera; Eurotatoria; Philodinida; Philodinidae
Source: the annotation of a GenBank genome assembly
AUGAUGGUUGAUAGAAACUCGUCGGAUACUACAGUAGCAAAUGAUAACAAUAUAUAUGGACAACGAAAUGAAACAAUAGACAUGGAACUAAUCCCUCAAGAAGGAGAAAAAGUAUCUCAAAAAACAAACUUUUGGCAACGAUUUCAUACUAAACAACAAGAUAAAACACCAACUCAAGUAUUUCGAUAUGCUACUGUUCCUGAGUUAUUUUACAUAGUGCUAGGAACUAUUGCUUCCAUAGCUUUUGGUGUUUGUCUUCCAUUAGCAUUAAUACUCUUUGGUGAUUUCGUUAAUUCAUUUAUUGAUCGAGCAUCUCAUCUAUGUUCAUUUAACUUCACAUCUCUCACUCAACACUAUUGUCCAUCAAAUAUUACAUUAACAUCAACUAAUUUUUAUACAACAAUAUCGUAA